This is a messenger RNA of Protobothrops mucrosquamatus (brown spotted pit viper), 2116 nucleotides long. RefSeq names its product CD200 receptor 1 (gene CD200R1). The transcript has 6 exons. Gene Ontology annotation, molecular function: signaling receptor activity. The record is from RefSeq and is a predicted model, not a curated record. Gene Ontology annotation, biological process: regulation of neuroinflammatory response. Gene Ontology annotation, cellular component: external side of plasma membrane. Lineage: Eukaryota; Metazoa; Chordata; Lepidosauria; Squamata; Viperidae. Bases 251 to 1141 code for a protein of 296 amino acids.
ACAAAUUAGAAAAAUGCUUGAUCUGUUUCCUCAGUGAUCACAUUUUCACUGUAGACACAGGAAGUCUUGCACAGUGCAAAGACAGUUGACAGAAGCAAAAUUGUUAAUCAGUUGCUGCAGAAAUUAAAGGAUGUUAAAAGCAGGAGAAAGAUGCCAUCUGAAAUAAAAAAUGUUCACCAAAAGAUGCUCAUUAGAACAACAAAUAGUUGUACAAUAGAAUGGAUCAAAUAGACAAAAAAUUGUGUGAACCAUGAAAGCAAAAUGCAGUGAUUUUAUUAUGAAGAUUUGGGGUGCCGGGAUCCUUCUCACUAUUAUGAUCACCAUGGCAGUAUCUGAUAAAUCCAGUAAAUAUGCAAUGCUUGGAACAACCAUUAAAUUGGACUGUCCUGCAGAAAGAUAUAAUUUGACAGUAUGGCUGGUGAACUUUGAAAAUGGAACGUAUUGCCAUUUAUCAUUUAAGAGAGAGAACAAUUCCAUAGCCAGAAACUGCAGUAUGAACAUGGAUUGGGUAUCUAGACCGGAAGAAAAUUCUGCUGUUCAGAUAAAAUCAUUUCAAAUGUUCAAUGAAGGAAUAUAUAGAUGUUUCAUUGCUACUGCUAAAGGAAUGUUAAACAAUGAAUAUGAACUAUCUCUAUCAGUGUCUCCACAAGUGUCCUUGACUCAGACCAAUGGCACCGUUGUGUGCAAGGCAGCUGCAGGAAAACCAGCUGCAGGGAUAUCCUGGAAUCCACCAGGAGACUCUCAAAAUAUGACAGAAAUAUUGGCAAAUGGCACAAAGACCGUCAUCAGUACAUAUUAUAUGAAAAAUGUUAACGAAGAUAAGCUUACGUGCCUGAUCUCCCAUCCUACUGGGGGAAAGUCACUUAACUUAACUGUACUAGAUAGCAAUGAAGAAAAGGAAAGUUCUACCAUGAUAAUUCUCUAUAGCUGUCUUACUGGUCUUUUGGGAAUACUUGGAUUUUCACUUUCCAUCUAUCUCUGGAGGUUCUGUGGAAGCAGCAAAAGAAAAAUCACUGCAACUACAAAUAUAGACACAAUUUCAGGACAAAACAUCCAGGAAGAUGAAUUGGAACCAUAUGCUACCUUUGUGCAAGUGGAAAAUGUAAUCUAUGAUAAAGCAUGUAAUUUCUCAUCAGGUUAACACUUAUCUUUCAUCUUCGACAUUAGACAUCAUCAGAUCUGAACUGAGAGGAGAAGUGUGUAAGGGAAAAUGCAUUAAUUACAGUGAACGGCAACUUGUUUUUUUCUUUCAUUUAAUCAUGUCCAGUUCUUGGAGAUUGCCUGGACAAGUCCCUGCAGUUUUCUUGGCAAAAUUUUUCAGAAAUGGUUUACCAUUGCCUUCUCAGAGAACAUGUCUGUUCUCAUGUUCUCAAGAUUACCAAGCUGGCUUUAUGCUGAAGGCAGGAGUAGAACUCAGUUUCUUGGUUUCUAGCUUGAUGCCUUAACCACUACAUCAGACUGGCUCAAAAUGAAUGGCAACGGCUGUAACUUUAAACCAAUCUUGAACAUGAGGACAUUUGCAUCAAUAAAUAUCUAUUUCUCUUUAAGCACCACGGAUUCCUCUGAGAACCUUAUUGGCCUCUUCUGUACCAGGAACUUACUUGUUCUCACAAAGACUAAAACAUUUGUUUAGAAAGCUGAUAUGAAAGUCAUAAAAAGCAGAUAUUCUUCUACCAUCAUUCUGCCUAAGAGUGAGCUUAAUUUGAAGAAUUCUGGGGAUCAAGUUAACACAAGAUGUUUAUUCAAGAAGAAUUUAUAUUGAAACCUGUCUUAUUUCCUCUGUAUGGAUAUGUCUAGCUCUUUAUAUUCACACACUUUGCAAUCGAACAUCUACAAUUUCUAAGCAUUAAAUUUAGUUUGUUGUCUUUCAGAAGGCAUGAAAAAAAAAACCUUACUGAGAUUUUGUAGACCUUUGGACAGAUUGUUUGAUUUUUUACAGUGGACGAGAUUGCUAUUUGAAGUGAUUCAAUAAGCACACAGUGUAUUUUAAAUCAGAAUUCCCCAACCUUUUUGGCUUUGCGGACCGGCCUGUGGUGGGGAAGAGGAGAUGGCUCUGUGGGAGUGGUGGGCAAGUGCACGUGUGCACACAGUCCCAUUCGCACAAGUGACAGGCAAG